AUGUCUAGCGUGAGCUCUGACUGUGAAUCUUCGUACUAUACGGAAUCGGAAGCAGAAAGUGAUUACAUUACGCAUGAGGAAGGGGAACCUUCAGCACAGUUCAAUCAUACCCUGGAGGUGGAAGAUAUUAUCCGCGGACAUGUAGACGUUACGACAAAAAAUGCGGUCGGUCUUAACCACCAUUACAAAGCGAAGCUACUGGUUCUACGGCACAAACUGGAAGGGAUGCUUUCGCAAUGCCAAAAUCGUAUGCUUGAGGUCGAAAAAAAUCUAGAUGAUAUACGGUUAAAUUUAACGCCCAAAACGCGCCCUGCACGACCACGGCAUCCGGGCUACAUUUGUGGACAACCGUUCUUUAAAGAUUACGAGCUUUACCCCGGUCCACACAACGAGGACUAUCUGUACCGGAAGAACGUGAAGAAAGAGUUUUUUCCUCUGGAUAUGUUCGAAUCGAUUGAUACGCUCUGGACGAGCAAUGACAAACAUGUGCUAAAGGAUAGCGUAGCAAACCAGGCGUACGAGUUUGUUCGAAGGGAAACCCAGCUGAGGGAUAAAAUUUGCAUCAAUUCGGGCAAUGCGCGGAGCAUAAUAAAGGAUCGAAUUGAAUUGAAAACGCUUCCUUUGGAAGAGAUCUGGCACAAAGCGCAAGCAUACGAUGGUAAAUAUGGGCGCCUAAAGUUUACCGUGGACUGGUUAAAAAUAUCGAACGCCAUCAUGAAUGGACGGCAUUCUGCGGCCGCCUGUGAGGGUAUGUGGAACAACUACCUCAUCCCGGGCUUGAAAAGAAGCAUGUGGACGCCGGAUGAAGAAUCGAGACUGGUCGCGGCCGUUGAAUCUAAUAAGCGCAGCAACUGGGUUCUUAUAGCCCUGAGCGUGGAAAAUCGUUCCGAGUACCAGUGCUUUGUGCAUUAUCAGACCAACUUUUCUGAACUGUCGCAAAUCAAAAAGAUGCCCUGGACGCAGGAAGAAGAUGACCUAUUGUUGCGCUUGGUGAAUGAAAAUCGUAUUGGAAACAAUAUCAUUUGGAACAAAAUCGUAGAACGGAUGCCGUACCGCAACAAGGUACAGGUUUACCACCGGUACAAGUACACCCUGGUGCGUCCGCUUAGGGGGGCCAAGUUUACGGCCGAGGAAGAUUGUGUCAUUACCGCGUACGUGCAGCAGUUUGGAGAUGAUUUUAAAUUUUUCCCCGAAGAUUUACUACCGGGUAGGACGACGAAACAGGUUCGGGCCCGAUACAUGAAUACACUGCGCUUCGUCAAUACGCACGUCGGUUGGAGCCUUGAGGAGGACAAGCGCCUAAUGAGCUACAUCGCUGAAAAUCUUACCGAGGAAGGACCGGCAAAACUUUCCUGGGCCGAAUGUUCAAAGUACCUCGGCAACCAUUCGCGGCUAAGUUGCCGCACGCGGUACUACACAAUCGAAAAGUUUCUCGAGCGAAAUCCGAACGCCACGCUGGAGAAUGUACCGAGAAGAGAAAAGAAAAAACUUUCCUCUAGCGUGACGGAUAAAAAUUGGAUAAAAACCAUCGUGGAAAUUAAGAGUGCACCACCCGUUGCUCGUAAUGCUGGAGCCCCAUUCAAUCCGCUAGAGGUCGGUAGACCCACCGUGGCCGAAUGGAGUUUGUACGAACAGAUGAAAUUUUGCUUCCGGUACAAGUUCGGCUACAAGUUGGCCGUAAACGCGAAACACAAUCACGUUUAUACGGGGACGAAAAUUGUGCUCUAUCUUUUGGAAGGAUUUGAAGAGCCGUCACACGAACCGGAACGAUUUCCAGGCUCCAUGCUUCAUCCGAACGGUGAAUUAUUUCAGAUGAUGCAGACCGUACUUCGACGUCCUUUGGAUUGGGCCAAUAUCGUGUCUAUUAUGCAACCCAAGAUGACCCCUUCAGGUGAAGCUAUGCUGUUUUGUCGUUUUCCUCCUAACUAUAAUACGGUUUUAGGUUUGCGCGGUCUUUGCCUGAACGCUUGCAGCGUACAGACUAGACAAACCUUACUGGAACCAAAGCCCAAAAAGCUCGCAGCGUUCAACCAACGAAUGUACGAUCAGGCAAUAGGGGCGUUUGUAGAUCGCUUCCGUAAGAUAUUUCACUGGACCAUGCUGCUAAUGAUGCUCAACAUUGAUGAUGUUUCGCUUGAGGGUGAAGAAUCCUCACGCCAAAAUCUUAGCGUUGGUAUGUCCCCUAAAAGGCAAGACAAUCCAACAAUUAUUGUACCGGUGAAGGUGGAUAAGCUAAUGAAUGUAUCGAGUAGUGUUUCGCAACCGUACCAUAUGAAUACAUGCGCACCACAUUCGACAACCGCAUUAAAUGAAAACAAUUUAAACAUUGUGACGAACAUAACAAUCAUCGAUCCGAAGGAUCUUCCAACUGUUCCGGGAAAUGUUCCCGGCCAGCAAACUGGGUUUAAAUGCGGUAAUCAGUACUCAAAUGAAUCACUUGCUACAUCGCACGAUACGAUUGAAAACUCCACAACUAGCAGCGAAAGUGUAAAAUCAAAUCCUAGAUCGGAAACGAACAAUAGUGGAAAAUUGUUAACAAAUGAAGCGCAACUUGAACAAUGUAGCCCUGGGAUGGUUUCCACGACGUCUAGUGCCACGAUUCAAGGUGUUGAAAAUCAAAUGCUACAACAUGUACCAACGUUUACUAUUAUCGAAAUACCACAAGAAAUAUCAUUAAUGCAACAACGAUUGAACGCUAGUACCGUUGUUACUCACAGUACCCCUCUCGAAGCGACCUCACACAAUAAUAUUAUUUACGACGAACAGACAAACGUUAAAAUUAGUUCAAUCGACGAACGGUAUCAUUUUAAAAAGUUUUACGAAUCAAGAAAAAUCUGCAUUGUUCAAGACAGAGAUACGCAAUUGAAAGGAGUCACCGUUCCGUUGGAACUUCCGCAGCCACAUAUGAUGAGUAAUGCACAUUCGGGUCUUCCAGGAGAAAGUGCAUGUUCGAAAGUAGAUGGGAUUAGUAACAAUCCUGUAAUUGCAAGCGAAGAUAUUAUAAUGAUCGAUGUUGAUCGUCAUCCCACAAACAAUCCAAAUGCUAUAAUGUCUACCACACAUCAAGAUCAGGACCAAGACCUGGAAUGUUUUGCUGUAACGAAACAGAACAUGCUUGUAGUCCCAUAUAACCGGGUUGCAUGCGAGAGAAAUUCCAUGGCGCAUAAUUUUAUUGGUGAUGCUGAAAGCGAAAGAGAAUCAAUCGUUAUGUCGCCGAUCCGUCGUUUGGAACCAUCUGGAGAGAUCACAUUGGUUGCACCGUUGGAAUCCGUCCAUAACAAUAAAAAGAAAGAAAAGUUUAAAACUAACAUCGUGCCGAAGGACCGAAACGAAUCUGAUGAUGUCCCACCUGCUGCUGAAGAGGAUUGUAAUGCUGUGACAGAACCUGUUUCCGAUAUAAACUUUGAUAGCAACGUGGAGCUCAUCGCCGAACCACUUACCGCUGUUGACAUUAUUCGAAUGUUGCGCGCACGGCAUAAUGCCUCGUAUUGCGAAGACAGCGACGAUGAAGAGGAAUUUGAACGUGCACCAAAUAAUUAA
This is a messenger RNA of Anopheles marshallii, 3540 nucleotides long. RefSeq lists its product as uncharacterized. The record is from RefSeq and is a predicted model, not a curated record. Lineage: Eukaryota; Metazoa; Arthropoda; Insecta; Diptera; Culicidae. Bases 1 to 3540 code for a protein of 1179 amino acids. The transcript has 5 exons.